AUGCGGGACCCGCGGGGCGCCAAGCCGCCCCUGGACCCGGUACGCCUUGUGCUGCCCGUGCCUGUGCUGCCCGUGCCUGUGCUGCCCGUGCCUGUGCUGCCCGUGCCUGUGCUGCCUGUGCCUGUUGCUGCCCGUGCCUGUUGCUGCCCGUGCCUGUGCUGCCCGUGCCUGUGCUGCCCGUGCCUGUGCUGCCCGUGCCUGUUGCUGCCCGUGCCUGUGCUGCCCGUGCCUGUGCUGCCCGUGCCUGUGCUGCCGUGCCUGUGCUGCCUGUGCCUGUUGCUGCCCGUGCCUGUUGCUGCCCGUGCAUGUGCUGCCCGUGCCUGUGCUGCCCAUGCCUGUGCUGCCCGUGCCUGUGCUGCCCGUGCCUGUGCUGCCCGUGCCUGUUGCUGCCCGUGCCUGUGCUGCCCGUGCCUGUUGCUGCCCGUGCCUGUGCUGCCCGUGCCUGUGCUGCCCGUGCCUGUGCUGCCCGUGCCUGUGCUGCCCGUGCCUGUGCUGCCCGUGCCUGUUGCUGCCCGUGCCUGUGCUGCCGGUGCCUGUGCUGCCCGUGCCUGUUGCUGCCCGUGCCUGUGCUGCCCGUGCCUGUGCUGCCCGUGCCUGUGCUGCCCGUGCCUGUGCUGCCUGUGCCUGUUGCUGCCCGUGCCUGUGCUGCCCGUGCCUGUGCUGCCCGUGCCUGUGCUGCCCGUGCCUGUGCUGCCCGUGCCUGUUGCUGCCCGUGCCUGUGCUGCCCGUGCCUGUGCUGCCCGUGCCUGUGCUGCCCGUGCCUGUUGCUGCCCGUGCCUGUGCUGCCCGUGCCUGUGCUGCCCGUGCCUGUGCUGCCCGUGCCUGUGCUGCCUGUGCCUGUUGCUGCCCGUGCCUGUCCUGCCCGUGCCUGUGCUGCCCGUGCCUGUGCUGCCCGUGCCUGUGCUGCCCGUGCCUGUUGCUGCCCGUGCCUGUGCUGCCCGUGCCUGUGCUGCCCGUGCCUGUGCUGCCCGUGCCUGUUGCUGCCUGUGCCUGUGCUGCCCGUGCCUGUGCUGCCCGUGCCUGUGCUGCCCGUGCCUGUGCUGCCUGUGCCUGUUGCUGCCCGUGCCUGUGCUGCCCGUGCCUGUGCUGUCCGUGCCUGUUGCUGCCCGUGCCUGUGCUGCCCGUGCCUGUGCUGCCCGUGCCUGUGCUGCCCGUGCCCGUGCUGCCCGUGCCUGUUGCUGCCCGUGCCUGUGCUGCCCGUGCCUGUGCUGCCCGUGCCUGUGCUGCCCGUGCUUGUGCUGCCUGUGCCUGUUGCUGCCCGUGCCUGUGCUGCCCGUGCCUGUGCUGCCCGUGCCUGUGCUGCCCGUGCCUGUUGCUGCCCGUGUCUUGUGCUCGCGCCCCCGUGCGCUCUGCUACUGGGUGUAG
This is a messenger RNA of Closterium sp. NIES-65, 1365 nucleotides long. The record is from the annotation of a GenBank genome assembly. NCBI's taxonomy places the organism in Eukaryota, Viridiplantae, Streptophyta, Zygnematophyceae, Desmidiales, Closteriaceae.